Messenger RNA from Penicillium lagena, 2781 nucleotides. RefSeq names its product putative kinesin family protein (KinA). Gene Ontology annotation, biological process: microtubule-based movement. The record is from RefSeq and is a predicted model, not a curated record. Lineage: Eukaryota; Fungi; Ascomycota; Eurotiomycetes; Eurotiales; Aspergillaceae. Bases 1 to 2781 code for a protein of 926 amino acids. The transcript is spliced from 5 exons. Gene Ontology annotation, molecular function: microtubule binding; microtubule motor activity; ATP binding.
AUGGCAUCCGCCGGGUCGAACACCAUCAAGGUGGUUGCUAGGUUUCGGCCGCAAAAUAAGGUCGAGUUGGCGUCCGGGGGUGAGCCGGUCGUCGAGUUCGAGAACGAGGAGUCAUGUAUUAUCAAUUCCAAAGAAGGCACGGGUGCCUUUACCUUCGAUCGCGUUUUUCCCAUGGACACCGCGCAAAACGACAUCUUCGACUUCUCCAUCCGCCCAACGGUCGACGAUAUUCUCAAUGGAUACAACGGUACCGUCUUUGCCUAUGGCCAGACCGGUGCCGGAAAGUCGUACACCAUGAUGGGCUCAGAUAUCGACGACGACAUAGGGAAGGGUGUCAUUCCCCGGAUUGUGGAGCAGAUCUUCGCCAGCAUCCUGACAAGCCCAAGCAACAUCGAGUACACCGUCCGAGUCAGCUACAUGGAAAUUUAUAUGGAGCGCAUUCGAGAUCUUCUGGUGCCACAGAACGACAAUUUGCCCGUCCACGAGGAGAAGUCGCGGGGUGUCUACGUCAAGGGCUUGUUAGAGGUGUACGUGUCCAGCGUGCAGGAAGUCUACGAAGUGAUGCGCCGUGGAGGUACGGCCCGUGCGGUUGCUGCCACCAAUAUGAACCAGGAAUCUUCUCGUUCGCACUCCAUUUUCGUCAUCACCGUCUCCCAGAAGAACGUCGAGACCGGUUCGGCCAAGAGUGGCCAGCUCUUUCUGGUGGAUUUGGCCGGUAGUGAGAAGGUCGGCAAGACGGGCGCCAGUGGCCAGACCCUGGAAGAAGCCAAGAAGAUCAACAAGAGUUUGAGCGCCCUGGGCAUGGUCAUCAACGCUCUGACGGACGGCAAAUCAUCCCAUAUUCCCUACCGUGACUCAAAACUCACGCGUAUCUUGCAGGAGUCCCUGGGUGGUAACUCGCGGACGACACUGAUUAUCAAUUGCUCGCCCAGCAGCUACAACGAUGCGGAGACCAUCUCCACGCUGCGCUUUGGUGUACGCGCCAAGGCCAUCAAGAACAAGGCCAAGGUCAAUGCCGAGUUGAGUCCAACCGAACUGAAGCAGCUGUUGCGCAAAGCCCAAAGCCAGGUAACAAAUUUCGAAUCGUAUAUUUCGGCGCUGGAGGGCGAGGUCAGCCUGUGGCGAAGCGGUGACAGCGUCCCCAAGGAUCAAUGGACCCCGGCUCCAGCCAGUGACGGAGUGAGCACUACUAAAGCUGAGGCUCGCACUCCAAGGCCAGGCACACCGUCACGACUUACGGAAACUGCGCGAGCGGAGACCCCGCGUGGUGAUUCCCGCAUGGGGGAUCGCUCCAGUACGCCCAGUCUGGUGCUAGAGAAGGACGAGCGCGAAGAAUUCUUGCGUCGUGAGAAUGAGCUGCAGGAUCAACUUGCGGAGAAGGAAUCGCACAUUGCCAAUGUCGAGCGCAGUCUUCAAGACGCCCGCGAGGAAUUGAAGGCCAUGAAGGAGAACUCCGGGCGAACCGGCAAGGAUAACGACAAGCUGAACACCGAAGUCAACGAACUGCGCAUGCAACUGGAAAAGGUCUCAUACGAGAGCAAGGAAGCGGCCAUCACCAUGGACGGACUGCGGGAGGCCAACACCGAGCUCACGGGCGAACUGGAUGAAGUCAAGCAGCAGCUUCUGGAUGUGCGCAUGAAGGCGAAAGAAACCACUGCAGCACUGGACGAGAAAGAGAAGAAAAAGGCGGAGAAGAUGGCGAAGAUGAUGGCCGGCUUCGACCUGGGCGGCGAAGUGUUCUCGGCCAACGAACACAAGUUGCAGGACCUCAUCCAACGCGUCGAUGCGUUGCACAAGGUCAGUGCCGAAGGUGAAACGAUCGCACCCGACGAUAUUCUCGAGCUCCGGACGAGCUUGGUGGAAGCCCAGGGUUUCAUCCGGCAGGCCGAGCUAACCGUCAACGACCGAGGCGAGUUCAGCGAGCUGCAGGACAGCCGCCGGGCAGAACUGGAGGAGAAGCUGGAUGAGCUUCAGCAGGAGUACGAAGGCCUCUUGACCCGCACCCUCGGUGAAGGCGACGUAGAUGAGAUUCGAGAGCGGUUGGAGAAGACUUAUAUCAGCCGCAGGGACGCUGAGACUACCGCCGCUGAUGAGCUUCGUAUGGAGAUCAAGAACAAGGACAAGGAAUUAACGAAGCUGCGCCAGUCGCUGGUCGACACCCAGUCUCGCACGUCGACGAAUGGGGCCGCUAGCAAGACAUUGCAGCAGCAGAUCGCCGAAUUCGACGCAAUGAAGAAGUCUCUGAUGCGCGACCUGCAGAAUCGCUGUGAACGGGUUGUCGAGCUGGAGAUCUCGCUGGACGAUGCUCGCGAGCAGUACAACAACGUUCUGCGGUCAUCCAACAACCGCGCCCAGCAGAAAAAGAUGGCAUUCCUCGAGCGCAACCUGGAACAGCUGACCCAUGUCCAGCGGCAAUUGGUUGAGCAAAACAGCGGCCUAAAGAAGGAGGUGGCCAUUGCGGAGCGGAAACUGAUUGCGCGGAAUGAGCGCAUCGCCAGUCUAGAGAGCCUGCUCCAAGACAGCCAGGAGAAGCUGACCCAGGCCAAUCAUCGAUUCGAGGCCCAACUCACUGCUGUCAAAGAGCGUCUCGAGGCCGCCAAACAGGGCUCAACACGCGGCCUGCCCAACAUGGACAAUGCGAGUUUUAGCUUCGGGGGCUCCCGCAUUGCGAAACCGCUUCGAGGCGGCGGCAGCUCGGAGGCGCCGGCGAACGCGACGGUCGCGGGCGUACAAUCACAGGAGACGGGCAAGCGCACGAGCUGGUUCCCUCAACGCCGAUGA